GUGACCGCGGCCUAGCGCCGGCCGCCAUGUCCUUUAAGCGCGACGAGAGCGACCCGGGGCCGCUCGGGGCGCUGCAGAGGCGCCGUGUGGCCGAGCUGCUGGCCAGCGCCAUCCCCGAGGACGAGGCGCUGCUGCUGCGCGAUGGCAGGCUGGCGUGCUCGCUGUGUCCCCACCGGCCCGUGUGUGACACUCUGGAGACGCUGCUGCUGCACAGGGCGGGCAGGAAACACCUGGACAGUCUGCACCGUUGCUAUUCCCGUCCCCGCUGUCCCCAGGUGUCCCCUCAGGGCCCUCAGGUGACCCCGCAGGAGGCCCCGGGUGUGGCCCCGGCUCUGCAGGCCCCCCUGCUGGCCCGGACGCGCCGGAUCGCCCGGAGCGCGCUCCUGAGCUCCGCCCCCUACAACAGCCGCUGCCGGAAACAGCCGACAAAGAGCAGCAGCUGCCGGGUUGGGAUGAUCCCAAAAAAUUCCCAGACGCCGCCGGAGCCGCUCCGGAAUCCCGGGAAUCCCGAAAAUCCCCACGCAGAGGGUGUUGCCAAGGGGAGGAAAGCGGGAAGGAAAGGGAAUUCCCGGAUUUCCGAGGGGCCGAAGGGGAAUUCCCGGAUUUCCGAGAGUCCGGAGCGGCUGCGGAUCCUGAGGCACCACCUGCACCUGCGCAGCCGGGGCUGGCUCCAGGAUCCCGCCGGGAAUUGGAUCAAGGACGACAACGCCGAGUUCGACUCCGACGAGGAGGAGCCGCCGCCGCUGCCCCCGGCCUGACGGCCCCAGGUGUCCCCAGGUGUCCCCAGGU
Messenger RNA from Pseudopodoces humilis (Tibetan ground-tit), 789 nucleotides. NCBI's taxonomy places the organism in Eukaryota, Metazoa, Chordata, Aves, Passeriformes, Paridae. The record is from RefSeq and is a predicted model, not a curated record.